Anoplophora glabripennis (Asian longhorned beetle) is the source of this 630-nucleotide messenger RNA. RefSeq names its product probable H/ACA ribonucleoprotein complex subunit 1. The transcript has 2 exons. The coding region runs from base 37 to 630 and encodes 197 amino acids. The record is from RefSeq and is a predicted model, not a curated record. Lineage: Eukaryota; Metazoa; Arthropoda; Insecta; Coleoptera; Cerambycidae.
CUGAAACGUUGCAGGCGUGAAUAGUAUUUUAUAAAAAUGAUUAAUAGUGUCACAACUAAUGUGCUUUUUGCGAUAUUAGCGCUAUCAGCCCUACCCUCUGCAGACCUAACAUUAAAGAAACAUUUCGGUGGAGGAAGUUACGGAGGCGGCGGCGGUUAUGGGGGUGGGGGCGGCUACGGAAUGCAGCCCAUAGCAUACCAGCCGGUGGUAACACAACCUGUUGUGCAGCCGGUGAUUGUCGAAAGGCCCGUUCAACCAGUAGUUAUCCAAAGACCAGUCGUAAGGCCUAUAGUUGUGCAAAGGCCUGUUCGUCCAGUGGUCGUCCAGCGGCCUGUUCGACCAGUGGUUGUCCAACAGCCUGUCCAUCCUGUUGUCGUAGAGCAACCGGUGCAUCCCGUUGUCGUUGAACAACCUACACAUCCAGUUCAGCAACCCACUUAUUCUGAUGGGGGAAGUAAGGGAGGUGGCUACGGGGGAGGUAAAGGGGGAGGCUAUGGGGGAAGUAAAGGAGGAGGAUAUGGAGGUGGUGGCGGUGGCGGUGGCGGAGGCGGGGGAGGUGGAAAUAGUGGUUAUGGGGGAGGCGGUGGAUUUGGUUUUGGAGGAGGAGGUGGAGUUGGAUACGGAAAAUAA